This is a messenger RNA of Alternaria rosae, 1154 nucleotides long. RefSeq lists its product as uncharacterized. Bases 197 to 1030 code for a protein of 277 amino acids. Lineage: Eukaryota; Fungi; Ascomycota; Dothideomycetes; Pleosporales; Pleosporaceae. The transcript has a single exon. The record is from RefSeq and is a predicted model, not a curated record.
AAUCGCUCACCUUAGUCUAUGCGAAAGAUUAGCAGGCCAACGACGUCAAAGACGCGGGUUAGACUUGAACCUUCUCAUCCUCGACUGCGAUUUCACCAGGCUCAUGUACUACACUGAGGUCAGUUGCUCACUCGCCCACGUACCAGUCGGGUCCCAUUACUAUGUGACGAUUACUGACAGAUCCUGAAGGUCGACAAUGUCACCAACACCGCUCAACGACGCGCAUCGUGGUCAGCCAGAAGAUCUUACCGACGCCAAUAACGCGAGCCCUUUGUUGCGACUGCCUGGCGAAUUGCGCAACCGCAUAUACACACACGCUCUUCAAGCAGACGAUGGUUUGGAGUUCGACGAAGGUGUUGAUGGUCACACACCGCGCUUUCUCGGUCGUAGGCUUAGCAACCGGGACUCUCAAGGCGACUUCAACCAGCUCAAAUGGGCCUGUCGCCAAUUAUACCAGGAGACGUUAGGACUGGAGAUACAAGUCAAUCGAGUGCACUUCGUUAGCCGCGGUCAAUGUGUCGGACCAGGGAAACUCUUGGUGGAUUUCAUGCGGAACUGUGCGGCGAGUAAACGAGGAUGGUUCCGUGCCAUCGCCCUCUCGACAGCCGAUCUUGACACCAUGUGUCGUCUGGACGAAUCGCUUGAACCUAAAAAUGUCAUGAUAGCGCUGGCCGAGUUCUGUCGCCAGCAUCCUCAUGCCGACAUUCGCUACGUCGUUCCGAGCAUGGAAAACAGUGAAUGGGGCGGAGACACUACAGUACAGGGCUUAUUUCUGAGCUUGGUGGUACGCGGAGAGGACCUGCGUUCAGUGGCAACAAUUGGAACAAACCCCACACUCAAGGAAAUUGAAGAGACAAAGUGGUAUAAAGACACCGAGCGCGCCGCGAAACUUCGCGUCACAAAUCUGCGAUUUUGGCUGGCGCAACCAUCGAACCUCGAAUACUUCAAGCGGGAGGUUGAUGGGGCGGCCUGGCUCGAUUCUGAAGCAUGUCUUGAGAUAGCGACAAAGUGGAUCGACAAUGGAAUCUGAGAGUCUUUGCGGUGUGAGAAAGGCUGAGCGAGUUGGCGCUUCUCGUCUGGGGAUGCGUGGAUAGACGGUGGUGCGGAGAAUGAGAUCCCAACAAGCUUGAGACGAGGAUCGAGGCUUGGCACAC